Molecule: messenger RNA, 1941 nt
Organism: Trichoderma citrinoviride
Lineage: Eukaryota; Fungi; Ascomycota; Sordariomycetes; Hypocreales; Hypocreaceae
Product: glycosyltransferase family 20 protein
Exons: 2
Coding region: 1-1941 (646 amino acids)
Biological process (GO): cellular response to heat; trehalose biosynthetic process; fungal-type cell wall organization
Cellular component (GO): cytosol; alpha,alpha-trehalose-phosphate synthase complex (UDP-forming)
Molecular function (GO): catalytic activity
Source: RefSeq, a predicted model, not a curated record
AUGGCUGACAGACCUAAUCCACACGAAAGGCUCCCGAUUCGACCAUCUGUGCCGCAACGAAAUGAGACGCAGCUGCUGGCUCAUCGAACCGAAGCCAUCACCAGCAUCCCAGUGACUCCCGGAAUCUCCCAGGGAACAUAUGGUGUCGAGCGUCCCAACGGGUUUCCAACAUCGAGGAGACCUCAGCAGGAGAGACAAGACUACUUUCCUCGACGCGCAGCCCAUACGGUGCCGGCUCAGCCACCUGCCGUAUCGCCCUUGAACGAGAUAUCGCUGGCAGCACGACAAGGCGAUAUUGCUUUGAGCGGCAACAUUUUGUCCGUCACUUUUACCCUGCCUCAGCUGCUGCGUUAUCGGAAAGGAGGAGUUUGGGAAUUGGAACACAAGUACCAUUGCUCUACCCAUCUGGACUCGCUCUCUUACCUCUCUUCGCCCGAGAGCCCAUGGCAACACACGGUCAUCGCAUGGACGGGCGAGAUAUACAACGUAUCAGAUAACGCAUCUGUUUCGCACGAUAAGCUCCAGGAGUCGGUCCCGGCUUCGACAACUACCUCGCUUGGCGGACACGCCCAUGGAGACGAUGAUGUGGGAUCUGGAGAGACAUUCAUCUCCCACAAAAGCAAAGCAGUUCUCGAAGACAAGCUCUACAACGACCAGAUACGAACCGUACCCGUUUGGCUCGCCGACAAGAGCGACAUCACGGACUCUGGAAUCAAGCUGAAGAACCAGUCGAGAUGGAGGCGGUAUGCGGAACACGAUCUCUGCGCAUUGUUCCACUACAAGCAGCGGGCCCCAACAGACGGUCGUCAGGCGAUUUUACGAUGGGACGACUACCGCCGGAUGAACGAGAUAUUCGCGGAACGAGUCAGCGAAACCUACAAGCCAGGCGACAUCGUCGUCGUUCAUGACCAUUACCUGAUGCUCGUCCCAGAAAUUCUCCGGAAACGUCAUCCUGGAAUGCACAUCGUCUUCUUCCUGGAGUCCCCCUUUCCCACCAGCGAGCUGAUCCGCUGUCUGCAUCGACGAGAGGAGAUUUUGAAGGGAGUUCUUGCAUCCGAUCUAGUCUGCUUCCAGGCCUUCCACUAUUUGCAGCACUUUGCGAACUCGUGCUCCCGUAUCCUUCGGUAUAAUGCCACCAGUGAAUGGGUAGAGACCGAAGACAGCAAAGCACGAGUCUAUCUGACCGUACUUCCAUCCGGUAUCAACGUCUCCAAGAUUACAUCUCUGGCUUACUCCCCUUCGGUCGACAAGACAUACACCGAACUCCUCAAGCUGUACAAGGGAAAGAAGGUCAUCAUUGGCAGCGACCCAUUGAGCCGGUUUGGAGGCGUGGAGAAGAAGCUCCAGGGCUUCAAGCGCUUCCUCGAUAAGUAUCCGGAGUGGCGGCAUGAUGUUGUCCUGGUGCAGAUCACAAGUCCGGCGACCAUGGACGACGAUGACGGUGAUAACAUCAUCUAUGCCCGUCAGGUCAACGACUUGGCCAGCUCCAUCAACCAAGCCUACGGCUCUCUCGACUUUACCCCCGUCCAGAUACACAACCAGAGACUUUCCCAGGAGGAGUACUUCGCCGUGUUGCGUCUUGGAGAUGUGGCAGUGAAUACCUGUGUGCGAGAGGGAAUGAGCACGACGAGUCUAGAGUAUGUUGCGUGCCAGCGUGAUACUCAUGGACCGCUCAUCAUCUCCGAGUUCAGCGGAACGGCAAGCUAUUUAGAAGAGGCGAUCCGGAUCAACCCCUGGGACGUGGGUCAGGUGGCCGAUGAGAUUCAUCGCGCGUUGACCAUGUCGCCGAAAGAACGGAAUCAGAUGCACAAGGCCUUGUACCAGCGUGUCGUUCAAGGCAAUGUGCAGCUUUGCGUGAGCAGCAUGUUGAAGAGGCUAAUUGACGUGCUCAAGCUUGGUGAUAGCGGCAGCUACAAGAACGAAGGUUUGUCGAAACCAUAG